UGACGUGUAGUUCGGGUAUUGGAUAUGGACCAGGGAUCACAGUUUCAGUUUCGUCAGAAUAACAAAAGUAGUAAAAUGUAAAAACGUUCAUUGUAGUGCGUACUAAGUAUUGAUUGAGUGCUGCUUUUUAAAUGAUAACAUUGUUCAAAGUACCUACCUACAUUCGUUAAUUACCUACUUAUUACGCGAGUAACUGUUCUUCAUCGAUCUGAAAAUUUUUACCACUACCUAAGUAUUUAUCUCGCGUUCAAGUGUUGUUAAGUAGUAAGUAGUGUAUUUUGAAAGUUCUUCGGUGAUCGGUGACAAUUUACACUUAGAAAAUAUCGUUUAAAAAGUAUCAUGGGAGCAUCUAUUACCAAAAGCGUUGAAGAUUUUGCAAGUCAAAUCGACGAUUUGGAAAACAAAGUAUCAAAUCGGAAGCUUACCGUGCUCGAAGCAAAAAUAUAUUACGAUCAUUUGACAUCAGUUUACGAGAACGUGAAAUCAUAUGAAACCCAAUUGAAAACCAGCACCCAAAAUGAGUCGAUAGUGUCCACCUGCUUCAAUACAAUACGAGAAAUCUACUCGAAGGUGAUCGAUCUUGAAAUAAAAUUAACGAAAGUUUUAGAAUCAACAUCAUCGAGCGAAAUCAAUAUCGAAGAAUCCAAUGCAACAAAAGAGUCCGAAACGGCGAAAAAUUUACACUUACAACUCCGAAAACAAAGUUACCUCAUCAGACAAAUGAAAUCGCUAGAAACACAGAAAGAUAUCUGCGCAACAAAGGCAGAAAUAUUGAACAAACACCUUUCUCAACUUUACGACACGUUUACCUCAAAUCAAAUCCUGAUUGAAGGUAACGUCGACGACGGCGACUCUCUUCAAAAUCAACAAAAAAUUUCUACAGAUAUCCAGCAAAUGGUGAUCGACUUUCAAACGAAGCUGAAGAAAAUCAUAAAACCAACGGAAUCGACCGGAUAUAAACGUCCAACACUCACAGAAGAGCAAAGGAAGAGCUUAAUGACCGGAAUGGCACAUCCCUCACCAACAUUACCAGUAAGCCCAUUACCAUUAUCAUCGCUAUCAUCAUCACCAUCAUCAUCGCCAUCACCACCACUACAACAACAACAGCAACAACAACUGCAGUGGGAGAACUGGCCGCAAGGACUGAACAUGCAACAACAACUGCAAUUCCUGUCGGCUAAACAGCAAUUUCUUCAGAAUCAAGUCGGCAACAGUAACGGCAACAGUAACAGCAACAGCAACAGCAACCCGCUUGUUUAUUGGAACAGGUGUUAAUCAAACAAAUGAAUCGCUGUAUUUUCCAACAAUAUCGAUAUUCUACGAUUAAAUGAUCCAACUUGGUAAA
Messenger RNA from Planococcus citri (citrus mealybug), 1345 nucleotides. RefSeq lists its product as uncharacterized. The transcript has 2 exons. The coding region runs from base 340 to 1275 and encodes 311 amino acids. NCBI's taxonomy places the organism in Eukaryota, Metazoa, Arthropoda, Insecta, Hemiptera, Pseudococcidae. The record is from RefSeq and is a predicted model, not a curated record.